Molecule: messenger RNA, 2909 nt
Organism: Aspergillus saccharolyticus JOP 1030-1
Lineage: Eukaryota; Fungi; Ascomycota; Eurotiomycetes; Eurotiales; Aspergillaceae
Product: putative C6 transcription factor
Exons: 4
Coding region: 332-2725 (797 amino acids)
Biological process (GO): regulation of DNA-templated transcription; DNA-templated transcription
Molecular function (GO): DNA binding; zinc ion binding; DNA-binding transcription factor activity, RNA polymerase II-specific
Source: RefSeq, a predicted model, not a curated record
AGUGACCUCGGGAGACACUUUCUGGUUGAGCCCAUCUUCAAUGGGCCCCUCGUCAUCCUCUCUUCACUUCUCGACAAUUGUUCAUGGACUGACUCCCUGAGUGACUUAUGUGAUGCUUCCAAUGUGAAUCCUGGACAGUCUCUGCUCAAUUCUCUCGCCGCCUUCAUUCACCCGCUUGAUUCCGUCCAUUCCCCGCUGUGCUGUUCGCAUGGUUCAGCUUCAAGAUAGCAAUAACACACCAACCGACGAUCCUUCCACGCUCGCGCAAAACCUCGCGCAGAACCGCCUCGAACUUUGUUCCUGAUCUCUUCGCUCUCUUCCACCACUCACAAUGACUUCUCCCUACCAGUCUUCUAUCUCAUACUCGCCGUCAGUCGCUGGUCCCGACAUGGCGGGUUCGUCGCGGGCCAUUUCCGACCUGCCGCAAUCCCAAGUUGAUGCCAUAAUUCGCACAAAACGCAAGGCGCGCGAACCCAAGGCCUGCUACCCCUGCCACGCUCGCAAAGUGAAAUGUGACCGCAACCUACCGUGCGAUGGCUGUGUCAAGCGCGACCAUGCCGACCUCUGCUCCUAUGAACGUCCCUCCAAGAAGCGCAUCAUGACGGGUUCCUACCACAGUCCGCUGGGCGGUCCGCCUCCGGGCCCCGGUGAGACCAUCAUCAUACCACCCGAGCCUCCCCGCCCAAAGCCGGAAGCGGCUACCAGCCGACCAAGUCUAGCAGCGCCAGUGGGACCAGGGCGGGUGUCCAUCGCGCGGGAGGAGUGGGACAAUGUUCGCACGCGGUUGCGAGAAAUGGAACAAACAAUCAAUACCCUGCGAGUCGGACUCGAGAAGGCGGAAGAUGGACAUGGAUCCUCGCUGGAAACCGGCAGUAUACAAAGCGGCGAUGCCAGUAGUCGGUCGAAGGCUGCUUCGCCGGAGCGGGAGGGCAUCCAUGCGCCCAACACCUUUGGUGAGGGCACGGUGCACCUGGGGUCCCGCUCGGUGUUAGCGUACAUCCUGAACAAUAAAUCGGGAUCCGAUCAGCUUCAGGCGCUUCUGGAAGGAGGAAUCCUGCCGAAGCUGGGCCUGGACAACGAAUCUGCAACCUAUCCGUUUGUUGACCUCUGGUCAUCUGACAUGUCAACCUUUGAUAUCAGCGCCGUCUGCAGUGCUCUUCCCUCCGACCAGCAGUGCAAGGAUUUCUUCUGCUAUUAUCGAGACAUAGCAGGAGCCAUUUAUCCUGUCCUUGAAGACGUUCCACAGUUCGAGAUGAACCUGCAGCUCUUGCUCAACAAUAGGGCGGCAAUGGGCGGUGUAUACCGCGCCGAUCCAGACCAGGCCCAGAAGCCCUUUGGGGUGACUAUCGCCUACAUGGGAUUGCUGUUCGCUGUCCUGGCCUCUGGUUGUCAAUCGUCGGAUCUUCCAGGCAAGGAGAGAGAGUUGACAUCGCAAGUCUAUGUCUGUUGCUCAUACCAGUGUCUUCGGAUGACCAACUUUUUGUCGCAGCCAACCAUCGAUGCCAUGCAAACCCUGCUGGUGAUUGGCAACGUCUUGUCGUACAACAUGAAUCCCGGAAUUUCAUAUGUACUUCUUGGGAUGACACUUCGGAUGGGAUUGGCCCUCGGGCUGCAUGUUGAAUCCAGCCGCUUCUCGGCCGCCGAGCGGUAUCGCCGUCGCCACGUUUGGUGGUCUAUGGCUUGGCAGGACAGUCAUUUCUCUCUCUCCUACGACCGGCCUUCUACGACCGCUGUGAGCCAGCCGGAAAUCGCAUACCGUGAAGACCGGAAGCCCGGCGAAAUCUCGUACUUUGAGACGCUGUGCCGAGUCAUUGGUCUGUGUUUGGAAGUGGUCCGCAGCCGCAUGUUGAGUCCGCAUUCGCAACUGAGCUACAAGACGAUCCAGGGCUACAAGGAGCGUAUCCAGCAGAUCAUGAUUGAGGCCAAGCCUCAUCUCCGCGAUCGUAAAUACUGUCUCUCUGCCACCGAGCACUUGGAGCGGGUUGUUCUCAAGCUGCACUCCUCGUACUUCUCCUCGGAACUCUAUCGGCCCGCCUUGAAGCUGGCGGGAGAUACCGCCGACCCAGCCGCAGCCAGUAUGCGGGCCGACUGUAUUCACAACCUCAUGACGACGGUGGAGGCGUACAUCGAGAUGCACAGCGUCAGCUCCCAUGCGUCGCGGUCGUGGAUCGCGCUGCAGCGAGCCAUCAGCUCGAUUUUCCUGUUGGCGGUCACCGACGAAUCGAAAACCAUUCCCCGUUUCUGGAGCUUAUUGCAGCAGCUCAAGAUGAUCAUCUCCGAGCGCGCCAACGCCGAGCUCGAUGCCACUGUCCCUCCGGCGGAUGGUGCCGCCCCCCCUACCCUCAGCACUAUUCCCCGCGCGCCCAGCACUGCCGCCCCGAGCCCCGCAGGCAUGAACUCUGCAUCCCCCGGGUCUGUCGGGGUCGGCGUUGAGACACAGACUCAGUGGGCCAAGCCGUUGACCAAAACCCUCCGUGCUCUGGAGAAACUGGAAGCCGCGUUUACUUCGCAAGCCGCUCGAGCUGCCGGCCAGGCUGGAUCUCCCGCGUACCUCAAUCCACAUGCAGGGUCCAGCAUGGGCGUUGCGGGUGCUGCGGCGGGUAUGACGCCGAGCCUCGGGUCUCUUCCGCCGCCAACGCCGGAGAGUUCGACCAGCGGCGAGUGGUCCAUCCCUAACAUCCUGGAUCGUGCGGCCGAAUACAUUCACCCACCGUUGUGGAGCUAAGUAGGUCGUUGAUGAGGAAGCAGUUGCACUUAAUCCGGCGUUUGGCUCUAGCAUUUAUUUUGAGGUGGGGGGGGUCGCUGGGACGGCGAUUAUGAUCACUGCUGGCGCAUAAUGGGGAGUUUGAAAAUGGUUUAUUGUGUUUCUCAGAAACUUUAUUCUCUGUCUAAUUGACUUGUCUGUGUAG